AUGGCCUCUGAUGCGGCUGUUGGCUCGGGCGGCCUAGUCACGGCAAAGACGGAUGCCGCCGACGUGCCCUACGACGUCCCCGACCAGUAUGAGAACCUCGACGAGGUGGCCGCGACCGGCGACACGCUCGACGACAUUCGACGCGGCGAAGCACAGCAGCAACAGCAGCAAACCCCGCCCGAAGAAAAGGCCCAACAAGCCUAUCAGGUCUCGCGCCUGGCCACGCAGCUCUACACGCUCUCCUACCUCGUCUUCUUCUCCUUCCUCGGCACCCUCGCGCGCGUCGGCCUCUCGCACCUGACGACGUACCCCGGCGCGCCCAGCAUAUUUCCCACGCUGUGGGCCAACGUCGGUGGCAGCUUCAUCAUGGGCUUCCUGGUCGAGGACCGCAAGCUGUUCCGCCACGAGUGGGGGACGCCAGCCUACGACCAGGCGCUCCAGCGUGCGCGCCGCGCCAAGGCGGCUGCCGACGAGGAAAACGCGGGACGCGCACGCAGCAGCAGCAGCAACAUCAGCAGCAGCAGCAUUGGCCUCGCUGCGGCGAAAAAGGCGCAUCUGGCAACGAAAAAGACGAUUCCGCUGUACAUUGGUCUCACCACGGGCUUUUGCGGCAGCUUCACCAGCUUUUCCACGUUUAUCCGCGACGUUUUCCUCGCGCUGUCCAACGACAUGGUCAGCCCGGACCUGCACGGCGCGGCGCCGGCUCAUCGCAACGGCGGUUACUCCUUCAUGGCCCUGCUCGCCGUCAUCAUCGAGACGGUCGGGCUGUCGCUCGGAGCCUACAUCGCCGGCAUGCACCUCGGCGCGGCGCUCGAGCCGUACACGCCGUCUAUUCCGUUUCGCUUCGCGCGCGGCGUGCUCGACAAGCUCGCCGUGCUGCUCGGCUGGGGCUGCUGGCUCGGCGCCAUCUUGCUCGCCAUCUUCCCGCCUCGUAAUUACUGGCGCGGCACGGCCGUCUUUGCGAUUGUCUUUGCACCUCUCGGCACUCUCGCGCGCUUCUACCUCUCCAUGCUGCUCAACGCGAAGCGGCCCUCGUUUCCGCUUGGUACAUUUGCGGCGAAUGUGCUCGGGACGGCGAUCCUCGGCAUGGCGUGGGAUAUUGCGCACUCGGCGGGCGCGGGGCGCGGCGUGCUCGGGUGCCAGCUGCUGCAGGGCGUCGAGGACGGCUUCUGCGGGUGCUUGACGACAGUCUCGACGUGGGUGUCAGAGCUGUGCAGUCUGCGGAGGAGGAGCGCGUACGUCUACGGCGUUGUCAGCGUGGUGCUGUCUACGGCGCUGAUGAUUGCCAUCAUGGGCGGUCUGCGCUGGACGCGGGGCUUUGCGCCGCUGCAGUGUCAUCCCUAA
This is a messenger RNA of Beauveria bassiana ARSEF 2860, 1344 nucleotides long. RefSeq names its product CrcB-like protein. The record is from RefSeq and is a predicted model, not a curated record. Lineage: Eukaryota; Fungi; Ascomycota; Sordariomycetes; Hypocreales; Cordycipitaceae. Gene Ontology annotation, biological process: fluoride transmembrane transport. Gene Ontology annotation, cellular component: membrane. Gene Ontology annotation, molecular function: fluoride transmembrane transporter activity. The transcript has a single exon. Bases 1 to 1344 code for a protein of 447 amino acids.